AUGAGCAAGACAAUCCUUCCAACGACAGUGACGACGACAACGGAUCCGUCGCCCCGCCGCCCCGACGUGAGAAACGCACCGCGGCGAAAAAGCCGAAACACGAGUCUGUCCAGCAAAGGUCGACGCGUACCGGGCGAAGAGGAAACCGGAAAUGAACCUGAAUGGGUCGUGUUUUUUUUCAUCAAUUUUUACUAUGUGAAUGCGAACCCGGUGAAAGUUUUGAAAGCUGAAAUGAGGAAACUGUCGCAGAUCAGGGAGCAAUUUCCUGAGCAGCUUGCGAAUGCAUUUGGUGAAGUGGUGAAGAAGUCAUGGAAAAAUAUUUCGACCGAGUGUGACAGAGCUGUUUUGGAACACGCAAAGCAAGUUUUGGGCCCGUCCCGGGAACAUUUGUUGGAGAGCAACAAACUGCCGAGUCAGGUUGACGAAGUUGCCGUUGAAGUUGACAAACUGACGCAGGCUGCUGUGCCUCCAAGAAGACCAAAGCCUGUGGCACCUCAGCAACUACCUUCUCAUGCCCUGGACAGGCUGCCCCAAUCUUCAGAAGGGUAUCUUCCAGCCGAAUUCGACCCGGCCUAUGAAACGGAACCCGUGGAUGAAUCCGAAGAGGAACCCCAGACACCCUUCUUGACCUUGGAUGAACGCAUUGCGAGUUACAAACCCGGCGGUUGGUUCAAGCUCAAGAGUGAGAAGGAGUGGAGUGAUGACCCAGUGGCAGACGCCUCCAGCUGUUUUAGCCAGGAUUUGGCAGGAUUGAGAGAUGUGUUACGACAUAUGCCUCUGCAAGUCUUACUGUCGAUUCCUGAAAACUUGGUGGAUGUGGAAGAUUUGGAGAGGUGGAGCAGGGAUGCUGAGCUGGCUUUGCAGUUGGAUCUGGCUCAUGAUAUUGAAGGAAAACGUCCGACAGGAUCCACGAAGACGCCCGAGUGUGAUGAUCACAAAGACUCUCUGGUCACGUCAACAAAGGAGGCAUACUCAGUUCCCGACUAUCCCAAGAGAUUGUGUGUUUCUUCCCCCGAAAACGGUCCUCACAGAUUUGCCAGAUAUGUGAUCCAAAACUCAGUUUAUGAAGAUGUUGUGAUACCUUUUAAUCUUCCAACUCUGGAAAAUUUGGAUAACCUGAAAAUGUUGGACUUCCUCGGUGUGCCAGAAAAUUUACGUUCACAAGAACUUGAAAAUGUGUUGAAUGUUUGCCUCAAAGUGGAAAUUUCCAGCAUUCUGAAUGAGGAACCAGAAAUAGUACCUGAUCCUGAAGUAAUUGAAUCCUCCCAAAAUGUGGAUCAGGAACAGAAUGAAUUGCAAGACUGGUUGGAUGAUCUCCUUACAUGAAUGUAAUAACCGACCCCUUCAAUCAAUCAAUCGAUCAUUUUAUGAAAGAAUAUUGUUGUGCAAAUCAACGCAGGAAAGCAAACAAAUAAAGCACAACCAACGAA
This is a messenger RNA of Notodromas monacha, 1430 nucleotides long. Lineage: Eukaryota; Metazoa; Arthropoda; Ostracoda; Podocopida; Cyprididae. The record is from the annotation of a GenBank genome assembly.